AUGAAUCAGAACAACAUCUCAGCAGGCGCGAAGAAGUCGAAAAAUAAGAACAAACGGAAGAAAAAUCGGGACCAAAACCAGAAUGCCGCGGAGUCCCAGGCAAACCAGGGUAUCGGUAAUAAAUCACCCAUCCCCGCAAAGACUGAAAAGUCUGCCGUUAAUAAACCGGCAGUUUUAUCCAGCAAACCUGAACAGCAACCGGCUACCUCUGCGCCCAACCAGACAAAGUCCUCGAAAAAACAAAGGAAACGCCGACGAAAGAGCGCUUCGCAGCCUCAUGAGAUUGCUUCCUCUGCUGGUCCUCUUGCAAAGAGAGUCAAGACUGCCGAAGAUUCUGAGAUUAUUCCAUACUUGAAGGAGGAGCAGCAGGACUCUGAUGACUCGGAGGAGAUCGAGGUCGAGAGCCUUGGUGACCCAACUGAUGAGUCCUCAAGUGACUUCGCCUUCAGCGAUUCUGACAGUGACGAUGACGAGGAUGAAGAUGAUGACGACGAAGAGAGAGGUGAACAGGAACCACCGAUCGAACCAAUAUCAGAGGCGAAUGCCCUUUUUCGUGCCCUUAUCGAGCCCGUCAGCACUGAUGUCUUCACAAAGGACUACUAUGGCAAAAAACCACUUCAUCUGUCGGGUGGCGGGGUUCGUGCCCAUUUCCGGUCAAUUUUCAGUCUCUCAGAGGUCGCAACCUGGCUCUACAAGGUGGGUAUUUUCUUUAUCCCUGUUGACAUUGUUGUACUGGUUUUUAAGUUGAAGAGCUUCCCGUCUCCACCGGCACUCUACUGA
Messenger RNA from Dibothriocephalus latus, 780 nucleotides. Lineage: Eukaryota; Metazoa; Platyhelminthes; Cestoda; Diphyllobothriidea; Diphyllobothriidae. The record is from the annotation of a GenBank genome assembly.